This is a messenger RNA of Mizuhopecten yessoensis (Yesso scallop), 7746 nucleotides long. RefSeq lists its product as uncharacterized. Bases 137 to 6085 code for a protein of 1982 amino acids. Gene Ontology annotation, cellular component: cytosol. The transcript has 36 exons. The record is from RefSeq and is a predicted model, not a curated record. NCBI's taxonomy places the organism in Eukaryota, Metazoa, Mollusca, Bivalvia, Pectinida, Pectinidae. Gene Ontology annotation, biological process: tRNA methylation.
UGAAGCAUGGAGCGAAACGUGCUCGCCGGACAGCAGACAAACUCUGCCGUUAGCUGGUAUAGCGAUAUGAUCGCGAGAUGCCCUUGAUAAUUGUAAAAACUGCUGAUCCAUCAACAUCAAGCUAACAAGAUAAUUGAUGACAAUGGAAUCUGUUCUCGAUUGUCUGAAGAUUGAAGACAAACAAAUCUUUGAAGAUUUAUUGGUUUACAGGUCACAGGAUGUACAUCGUUUGCUGAAGAGGCUGGAUUCAAUCCACAAAGUCCUGCAGGAUGCUGAUCAGCAGGGUCACUUGACAGAGAUUGUACAGACCAGUACCAACCAGUUCAUCAAACAAGUGAUGCAGUGCUAUUACAGAUGUAUUGAAUCUAUCAAGCUUGCUAGAUCUGUGGAAAAGUUGCUACAACCUUGGAGAUUAUCACACAAGGCAUAUAUCUGUGCUGAUUUGUCUGACUUUGUGCCCUCAGUUACUUCAAAGGAAAAUCCAGAAUUAUCAAGUUUAACAGCAGUUUCCAAUUUACUGGAGCAUAAUUUGGUGGUGAAAGAUGCUGUGGUGGAGAAUCUUGUCCCGUUUCUUGGUUGGAUAGAAGGGCGUUUAGAGAUGUUGAUGAUAAAGUCGCCUUCAGAUCUAUCUACAAACGAGGCUGGGGAGCUCUAUAUCAUGGUCAAAAUUGUACUUCAGGUAUUUCAAUCCUGUCCUCUGGGGAGAACCGUUACAGGAAACCACCUUCCCCAGUGUCACGGUCCCCAGCAACACUCUGUAGAAACAAUACUGACAUUCGUGUACAGAAUCAUGGACAUUGAUGGGUAUGCCACAGACUGUGUCCUGUUGGCGGGGACAACAUUUUUCUAUGUGUUGUCCACAGCUUCAACACCAGAGGUGACUGUGUCCACUUUCUGGUCCACAUUCCUCUCUCUCAGUAAUCCAGAUAUAGAAUUUUCUGUAGAUGUUCUAAGGACUUCAAUGUCUACACCUUGUGACCUUCUGUCUGCCACCUACAGGAAGUCACUUGGUCCUGUUUGUCUGCUCAAAGGGGUCAUAGCCUGUACCUCUGCCGAAACAUUGUGUCACCAUGCCGACAACCAAUCAAGCACCUUCAUCACUGAUGUUUUCCCUGUGAUAAUUGGAUACUGCUCGGGACCAAUCAACUUACACUUUCACUCGUUCAGUUUACUACUAUCAUGGUUUAAAAAGUUUUCCAUGUGUUUAUUACAAAGUACAAAUUUUCAUAUUGAAUGUCUUGAGGGAAAUGACAUUUUUUCUAAAACUUUGAACUUAGUGUAUUUGAAUUGGGACAGUCCUGUGGAAGAUGUGGCAGAUAUAGUAGGAGAGGUAUUUAGGAUGCUAUUGGGUUGCUGGAGUACUAUCGCAACCAAAUAUAAAACAAGACUGACAGAUUUUGACAAUGACUUGCCCGGAGGAGCUUUGUCCAAACUAGAAACUACACCAUGGUAUGUGAAGGGGAAGUACAGGAUCCUGGCCAUACUUCUGUCUUAUACAGACCAGGAACAGAUCCUUGUGAGAUGUCCUCAGAUCAGACAGCACCUACAACGGUGUAUGUCCACCAACUACCUAGCUCCGUGUGGAGCAGAUGUCUACAAAGCCUUUCUCCUGCAAAUCAGGAAAAGGAGUAAAGAAGAAGUGAUUGAUGUGUGGAGCACUGCCUGGCUGGAUACCAUGAUACAGAGUCUGACCAGCAACAACAUAUGGCUCCAAAGUAACACAAACCACUACUGGGUGCAGACAACACUCAAGGUGCUGCCAUCUGUUGGAGAUUUCCUCCAGAAACAUUUAUCAAAUGUAUUAUAUUCCAAGAAUUCUCAUCUCCCACGGCAACAGGUUCUUCAUGCCUGGGUGGUGGUGUCCAAGGUCAUCAGGAACAACACAGCAAAAGAAGCUGAGGAUUCUGCCUUGCUACGGGAGGCCCUGUACAGUAGUUCUGAGGAGACCAGGUUGGAGGCCAUCACUUUGAUAUGCUGCUCUCUCCGUAAAGCUGAAUCCCUGUCAGAAAGAGACUGCACCCUGCUAAUGGAAAUCCUGCCAGACAACCUGAAGAUUGACUCGGCCCCAUUCAGACAAUACCUUGGAGCCAGCAUGAGGAAGCUCCUGGCCAGAGUGCGGGACAGCUGUCUUGCGAAACUUAAGGCUGGGAAUGAUACCUUGCUAGAUUCCUCAUUAGCCUUUGUGGAGUGGCUGCAGUGCCUGUGUAUUAACAGCCUGAUGACUGGGGCUUGUUACCAGCGACGAAAGACGUGUCUCGACCUUCUGACCAUUCUGUACGACACAAUGGUAUAUCAGACCAACUCCAAACAGAGGAAGUCAUUUACACCAGAGUCCACAUUGACGUUGGUGGCCUAUGCCAGGGAACAUGAUUUGUGGGAUUUCUUCUCUGCAUCCAACACAGUCUGUGUCCUCCACUGCCUGUGUGAUGGAGCUGACGAGAUCCAGGAGAUGUCUGCCAACCUGCUGAUGAAGUAUUUUCAUUGGCCGAUGUCAUCAGAUUCUUCUUGGAUGAAUAUGACCCAGGAGGACCUAGCCUGCCACCUGCUUACACAUGCUCUCAACUGUUGUAACAGCCCAAAGGCUUCAGAGAGUCAAAGUGGAGCACUGCUGACAAAGAUCAUCUUCACUAAGUAUGUGGUAGAGCAGGGUUGGACCUUUGACAUGACCCUCACUGACGAUGGAGCCUGUUGUUCUGUCCUGCCAAUAAAAACACAAAGAGAAGAUAAUACAUCUGUAAACACUCCAAGAGAAGAUAAUACGCCUGUAAACACUCCAAGAGAAGAUAAUACGCCUGUAAACACUCCAAGAGAAGAUAAUACGCCUGUAAACACUCCAAGAGAAGAUAAUACGCCUGUAAACACUCCAAGAGAAGAUAAUACGCCUGUAAACACUCCAAGAGAAGAUAAUACGCCUGUAAACACUCCAAGAGAAGAUAAUACGCCUGUAAACACUCCAAGAGAAGAUAAUACGCCUGUAAACACUCCAAGAGAAGAUAAUACGCCUGUAAACACUCCAAGAGAAGAUAAUACGCCUGUAAACACUCCAAGAGAAGAUAAUACGCCUGUAAACACUCCAAGAGAAGAUAAUACGCCUGUAAACACUCCAAGAGAAGAUAAUACGCCUGUACUCUUUCUCAGAACACUCAUCUCUUUUAUCGUUAAAACCAUGGAAACUUCCAAGACCAAUGUUGUUUUAGCCUCAAAGACAUCGCCUGUCCAUGGAUUUGUUGCGGCCUGUACAAGAUGCAUAACUGAGACUCCAAACCUUCUGUACAAGCAUCCCAUUGACUUGGAUAGAGUUGUCAAGGAGAUGAUAACGUUGGAUAUAGAUGUGAUUGGUACUAUGCUGAAAGUGAUGGCUAAAGACAGUGAGAAGGAACAAUGCCCAUCCUUUGCUGAGAUUGGUUCUGCCCUGGAGAGUUGGAUAGCUGAGAGUGAGGACAUGUAUACAGAGUCGACAUCCUUGUCUGCAGAGUACCAGUACCUCCUCUCCUGGUGCUGGAUCAACCUCAAGGAGAGUUGUAAAAGCCUGGGACACCUCACAGAAGUGCUGGAUCAAAGGGAUGAAGGCGCUGUGGACACUAUACAGAACAUAAGUCAGGUGUUCCUAAACAUCCUCACCAACUGUCGACACAAGGGUGUAAUAGAAGGGUGUCGGUCUGCUUUUGCUCGCUUUUGUGCGUCAUUGUUUGCAUCCAGUAAUCAGGAGUUGAUUCAGGUACCCGAGCUCAUUCUGAAAGAGUCUUUGUCUACCCUGGUCACCAAGGCGACGUCUACAUCCACAACCAGGAUGUCCGCUGGCCUGCCCAUAAUCAUACAGACCAUUGUCAGUUGUGAGAGGAAAUACAAAAAGACCAAGUUGUUACAGACAGCUCUGGAUUCUCUGUUCCACAUCACCAGUCUACCCCUGGCCUCACAGCUAGACGACAAGUUUGACCUGCCUCAGGUUCAUGGCCUCAACAUCCUCAACUCUCUGUACAGUGACUCUAGUCUGACUGCUUCCCUCACUCCAUACAUAGAGGGCGCUGUGAAGCUGGUGGUGGACAGCUUCGGCUCGCCAGCAUGGGCCAUACGUAACGCUGCCACACGUCUAUUCAGUGCAUUGGUGACAAAGAUAUUUGGCCCCAAGAUAAACUGGGAGGAAGGUGCCUGUAACACAUUGUCUUUCCAAGAGUUUGCGGCCCAUUACCCUGAGCUACCCCCCUUUAUGCUAGGACAGUUGGACAAAGCCCUACAGACAGACAUUGGUGCUGUGGACAAGCUCCACCCCUCUCUGUUCCCAGUGUUAACACUACUCUCACACCUGGGGCCCACAGAAACAGUCAAACAACAGCACAGCCUUAUCACCGAGUUCCAGAGUCGAAUCGGGUUCCUGUUAGCAAGUCCAGUGUACUACCUCCGCCAUUUAACAGCAAGUGCAUUUGUUGCUAUGGUCACUGUACAGUCUGUGGGGGACUCUCUGAUGGGACUUCUGAAAGAUAUUCCACAGACUCCAUGUCCCAGUCACAAGUACAACAGGUUGCAUGGAAUUCUUCUGUGUUUGGAGAAAAUUCUAGUCAUCCAUAAUAUCAGAGAAGCUGACGUUCUUGAGGUGGUGGACCUAUUGAUGACGAGACACUGGAUAGGCAGUGACCCCAGUGUGUGUCCACUCAUCAAAAACACAUUCCUCGCUGUCCUCCACAAACUUACACAAACCUAUCCUGGCAAAGUAAAAUCAGCUGGACUCCAUUUGAUGGUGGUGAUGCAGAAGUCUGCUACGGAUCAACAUAGAGGGGUGAAUUUAGGGCAAGGAGUACUGACCAAGAACCUGGUCCAGUGUUUACUGAUGAGUCAGGACUGGCAGGUGGAGGACGUGGUCGGGUUUGUAAGGGAGCUGCUCCAGAGGUCAGACAUGGAUACUAAGGUGGCCUGUGUAUCAACACUGGAGGACAUGUUGGAGUCAGGGGCCUGGCAGGCCUUACACUGGACCAACAUUCAGGAGACAUUGGUUGAUGUGCUAUUGAGGGAGACCUACCCUGUCCUGUUGACCAGCUGCCUGUCUCUAUUGGUCAGUAUACACAACACUCACGGCACUGACCACAACAUUGCUGACCAGCUGUACCAGUACUGCUGUAACCGUGGUGAUACUCCAGAGGGGCGGGGAAAUGUGGAGGCAGCCAUACUGGCAGUUACAGCGAUUGGAAUUAAAAACUGCAUAGAUAUGUCGAGACCCCCCUCGUCAGAUGUGCUGUGUCAGUGGAGUGACCGAGUGUUGAAGGCCAGUAAGAUGACCGGGGAUGAACACUUCAGACUGGCUGCAGCACAAGGAAUAGUCACUGUUGGACAUGUCAUCAUGACCCCCUCCGGAUUGUCAAAGGAUGUGCCCUAUCAAAUCUGUAUCAUUAAACUUUUUCAGGCAAUGUCAAACCUGAUCCAGGAUGAUGACACAGAAGUGCGUGCGAUGGCCAUGAAAUUUAUACCACAUCUAUAUUACGAAGGCAGGUCCGUCCAGUAUGAUGCCAUACAAUACAACUCUGGAUAUCAGCUGCUAUUUGAGUACCUACACACACUGUAUUGGUGGUCUGAGGCUGUGGUGUCCACUCUUGUCGAGAUGUUGUACCAACCAGAGGAUGUCAGUACCUGUAUCACACACAAACUUACAGCCGGUCAUCAACAUCUAUUUGAGCAGGAAGAUGAUACUUUCCAUAUAGAGAGUAUAUUUAACAGAUUCCAAGUUUACAAAUCACUAAAGUGUGUUGUAGGUAUGUGUAAUGACCAGCAGUCUUUCUCCAGUAUACAGUGUAUGAGGGAGCCAGGACAAGCCCUGUGUGCUGACCUGGCCUUUGUGGAGGAUUUCCUCAACAAGUAUUUAGAUGGUAAGCCUGUAUUUAGUCUGGGUAUGGACACUGCCGUGCUGUCAGCUAUUGCUGGUUGUGUGUUGUUUGGCUUGGUGCUGAUUGACACUAAGUUGUCCCUCAACUUUUCUUCAGAGGAUUCUGUAUGUACACAGCUGCAAAACGUUCUUACAAAUACAAAUCUGCCACCCGCAUUCAGACGUACUAUUGAUGGAAUUAAUAAAAACAGGACAGAAAUAUGGAGAUCGUGAUAGACUUAAACAACAUGGCAGGAUAAGAAUCUGAUAGACUUUGUGUGUGGGUGUGAAUAAAUAGGAAACAAUAGGAUGGACUGGUGACUGACUUUUGUCAGAGAUGAAAUGCUACGGUGGAACCUUGACUUGUUUCUGUCACCAGCUCUCCUGUCAGUCUGUGUCAAAUGACGACCAUUUAUUUUAUAAACAUAAACGGGUACCAUUGUGUUUUAUGUUAUCCUGUCUCAGCAAGGGUUUGUCUUAGCAACACUGUUGAAUACCAAUACUUGUUAAAUUUUCUAAAAACAGUUUGUCUAAAUGUCCAACAAACCACCUGUUAUUGAAAUAUCAGUCAGUAUCUGUUUAUUAUUCUGCUGUAGAUUUUGUCAAGUAAAUCCAAGUAAUCAACUAAACAAUACAAAAUAUAAUGUGAAUAACUGUUUAUGAUAAUAUAAACAGUGAAAUAUGAAUCACUGUGUAAUUGAUAGCUGUUUCUCCUUUGCAGUGUUUUAUGCCAGAAUAGCAAUAAUUUUGAUAACAUUUUUAUCCGCCCCAAUGAUGAGAGGACCAAGAGUUUUGAUUUACUUAGCCCAGAUUAACUUUGAAAUGGCACUGGUCAUCUGUCCAUCCGUUACAAAGAAUGUAGGUAGCUCCCCUGGGCCAGAGGGAUGGGGCCUAAAACUUGGGCUGAUAUGAUGGUCUCUGAUAGAAAGAGUUGGGAUCUCUACCCUAAAAUUAUAUAUAUAUAUAUUCAUGCUACAAGGAUUUAGCAAACCAUAAGGCUAGUUUUGGUCGCAUUAAUGUGUUCGUCUUUUCAUGGGGAGUAGUACCCGAGACACUAAAUGGAAACAUUUGAGAUCCCAAUCCUUCAAGAUUAAAAACAAUUGCCAGGCAUGAAUAGAUCUAUUUAAAGCACAUUCGGUCCUUGGGUCUUUGGAAUCAAUCAUUAUGUUUAAAAAAGAAUGUAGCUCCAUUUGGGACUAAGACGCGAUACCUUAAAAGGAGAAAUUAGGUUGGAAAGUCUACUUCUCUUGACAAGUUGGUUGUAUUUCAACAAAAUUUUCUAUGAAGCAUCCAUGGAACUAGGUAAUAAAAUGUUAGAUAAAAGAAGGAUGUUGUCUUGUAACUGAGAGGCAGAGCCCAAAAUGGAGAUAUGUUGCUCUUAAUGAGAAUAUAUUGCCACAGUUUCUAAAAUAUCCAGAUGAGAUAUGUGGACCCUCUGGGUCCUUGAGGUCAGUCAUGGUAACAGUUAAUUCUAGGUAUGUUUUCUGGCAAUUUUACAGUGUUAUAUUAUAAUGAUACUUAUGCAACCUCUAGCUGGACUGGAGGUGAACUAUGACAAGACAUGGAGGAAGUCUUAUCGACGUGUCAAGACAUGGAGGAAGUCUUAGCGACAUGUCAAGACAUGGAGGAAGUCUUAUCGACAUGUCAAGACAUGGAGGAAGUCUUAUCGACAUGACAAGACAUGGAGGAAGUCUUAUCGACAUGACAAGACAUGGAGGAAGUCUUAUCGACAUGACAAGACAUGGAGGAAGUCUUAUCGACAUGACAAGACAUGGAGGAAGUCUUAUCGACAUGUCAAGACACGGAGGAAGUCUUAUCGACAUGACAAGACACGGAGGAAGUCUUAUCGACAUGACAAGACAUGGAGGAAGUCUUAUCGACAAGAUUGUGUGGAA